Molecule: messenger RNA, 1673 nt
Organism: Mugil cephalus (flathead mullet)
Lineage: Eukaryota; Metazoa; Chordata; Actinopteri; Mugiliformes; Mugilidae
Gene: scrn3
Product: secernin 3
Exons: 8
Coding region: 136-1401 (421 amino acids)
Biological process (GO): proteolysis
Molecular function (GO): dipeptidase activity; cysteine-type exopeptidase activity
Source: RefSeq, a predicted model, not a curated record
GCCUAACUACGAAUAUAAAACUGACUUCGUCUUGGUCACGUGACUGUACUGUUUCCGGUUUGAACGUGAACUAUGACCAGGAACGAGGAGAAUAGAAACUGAUACAGACAGGACACUACAUAAAACAGACAGUUAAUGACUGAAAUGCAGCCAUCGUCUUGUGACACCUUUGUGGCUCUUCCACCCUCCACUGAGGGGCAACGCAUCAUCUUCGGGAAAAACUCCGACAGGCCUUGUGAUGAAGUCCAGGAGGUUGUGUAUUUUCCUGCCAGAGACUAUGACGGAGAGGAGAAGGUUGAGUGCACCUACAUAGAGAUCGAGCAGGUUGCCCACACUCAUGCAGUCGUGUUGAGCAGACCAGCGUGGCUGUGGGGGGCAGAGAUGGGUGCGAAUGAGCAUCAAGUGUGCAUUGGGAAUGAGGCAGUGUGGGGCAGAGAGAGCGCUGAUGAGGAGGAGGCUCUUCUCGGCAUGGAUCUUGUCAGGCUUGGACUAGAGAGAGCAGACACAGCUGAAAAAGCUGUGGAUGUUAUCACUGGGCUACUGGAGAAAUAUGGCCAGGGAGGAACAUGCAUGGAAGAUGAAUGUGGCUUCACCUACCACAACAGCUUCCUCAUCUCGGACAGGAAGGAGGCCUGGCUGCUGGAAACGUCAGGGAAAUACUGGGCAGCGGAGAGAGUGGAAGGUGGAUAUCGCAACAUCUCUAACCAGUACGGCAUCACGACGAAGAUAGACAAGGAACAUCCAGAAAUGAGGGAAUAUGCGCGAAGCAAAGGAUGGUGGGACGGAAAGACAGAGUUCAACUUCGCUACAGUCUACUCUUUUACAACUACGGCCAGGAUAGAAGCGUCCGGGAGCCGGUAUUGUGAGGGGAAGAAGUUGUUGGAAAAGAGCAACGGUCACAUAACUGCGGAAACAAUGAUGGAUAUCUUGAGGGACAAAGACAGCGGAAUCAACAUGGAGGGCAUGUUCAUGACCACGGGAAGCAUGGUGUCCGUGAUUCCAACAAACCCUGACCUGCCCGGGGUUCACUAUUUUACAGCAACCCCAGACCCUGAAAGGUCCGUAUUCAAACCGUUCAUCUUUGUGAAGAACCUUAAUCCGCUAAAGGAGACGUCUUCACCCAGUUUCGGUGCAGAUGAUCCCGUAAAGAAGAAACCUCGCUUCCAGAGAAAGCCUGACCGCAAACACGAGUUGUUUGUCAAACAUGAAGUGGUGGCCGCCAUCAUUGAAUCCUACAAGGACAGAGGAGAGAAGAUCACGGAAGGCCUGAGGCAGCUAGAGAAGAAGAAGAUGGAAGAAAUGGAGCAAAUCCUUUCACAGGGUGUUGACGAGCCUGAUCUUUGGGUGAACGUGUUCUCAAACUCUGUCAAGGAGGAGAUGGCUGUUUACAGCACAAGUUGAAAAGCCCAUACGGCUUCAGCAACAGUCCAUGUUGAGAUACUGCUGAUCUUUUAGACAAACAUGCUUGUGUAAUAGACCAACAAAUGUGAACAGAAAGAGUUAAAAAUCACUGUCUGCAAAAUGAAGCGGUACAGAAUUAUGAAUACCUCCAUGGAAAUUAGAUACUAAGAUGUUACAACCACACGCAUUCAUCUUGUAUUAUGUGAUUUCAAGUUUCACCCACAACAGCUUCUUUCAAACAUAAUAAAUAAAGACAGAAAGUAUGUGACACA